AGUGGACGAGUUGGCGAUUCUCUGCAAGUCGCGUGAGGAUGCGCGCGGGAGACGCUCGGCUUGCUAUACGCUGCAAAAUGUUCGGGCUCUAGAGUCCGACCUUCGGUGUUUGGGGACUUGGUAAAAAAAAAAAGGUUGUGGGAUAAGCACUGUGGCUUGUUGGCGGUCGACCAUCUUCCUUCGUUCGGCAUGAUGUCGUUUUCUUAUCAUUCCCUCUAUCUCAAUGAUUUUGCGUAUCGUUGAUGACACCUUCAUACGGUGUUGUUACUAUCUUGCUGGUAUCCUGCUAUGGAACAUCGCUUUUACGAGGUCAUGGUUCUUUGAGCAAGCCAAUCUCGUUGCUCGAUGUUGAUACCGAAAGGCUUAGACUAAAUAUUAUCAGUAGGGCAGAAGCACAUUCUUCUGCACCCCAUGUCGCGGAAGGAGGUCGGUUGUUGGUGCCCCGGUGUAAUUUGAUAUUAUUGGCCGCAUUCUUUCGGAAGUAUAUUGGCGGGACCAUGGGGUCAUGCAGUUGUAACGGUCGUCGCGCGAGAGUCAUAGACCAUUUAGCAAACACUAUCGUACCGCGUUCAAUGUGGCUGUGCUAAUGAGUGCCAAUGAGUAGGGUUACGCGUUGCGGGUAGUCCGAGGUUCCUGCCAGAACGCGU
This is a messenger RNA of Laetiporus sulphureus 93-53, 647 nucleotides long. RefSeq lists its product as uncharacterized. The record is from RefSeq and is a predicted model, not a curated record. The transcript has 3 exons. Bases 243 to 587 code for a protein of 114 amino acids. Lineage: Eukaryota; Fungi; Basidiomycota; Agaricomycetes; Polyporales; Laetiporaceae.